Messenger RNA from Polistes dominula (European paper wasp), 810 nucleotides. RefSeq lists its product as uncharacterized. The record is from RefSeq and is a predicted model, not a curated record. NCBI's taxonomy places the organism in Eukaryota, Metazoa, Arthropoda, Insecta, Hymenoptera, Vespidae.
AAUGUCAUUCAUUUUGUUUAAUACAUAUCUAGUAUAUAUAUUUGAAUUUACGAAAAGCUCUAUCAUUCUAGAUAAAAUCUAGGACUACAUUGUACUAAAAUUCAAAAUCAAUAAUUAUUGCGUCAUAAUCAAAUCAUCGUAAUGAAAAUAAAAAGUGUAUAUUUGUUAAUGUGUAUUAAGUUCUUAUUAGUGCUAUCAACGAUCGCAGAUAAGAAAGAAAUAGUAGUGAAAUUUGAAAAAGCACCAUUUAAAAUUGAUCCAUUUACAAAUGCCCUGCUUAAAAUACAAUCAUAUGAAAAUUUAUGUAGAAAAUUGUUUUUAAAUCGUCAAGAAAAUCAUGACAAAUUUCUUCAACGUUUUGACGAAGAAGAUAAUUAUUAUAAUAAAUUGAUAAUUAUUAUAGACUUUAUUGAGCAUCUAGUAAAAGACAUUGAAAACAGUGUAACAUUAUUAGAUAAUACGAAAUCUUAUUUUAUGAAAAGCAAUGGAAGUCUAGCACGGGGAAAUUCUAUUUUAGAAACCUUAUAUCUGGUAUCGAAGCAAAUUUCAAUUUUUGAAAAGUUUAUUCGUGAUCUCUCAAAUGUAGAAACACGAGAUGCGCUAUUUCCGGACAAAUUGAAUGAAAUGAUUGUAUUACCUUUGCUAUAUACUAAUUUAAUGAAAGAUACGGUGGAUGAAAAUAUUAUUGAUACUCUCGUUUCAAUUAAAAACAGAUUAAUAGAAACAAGAUUUACAAUGCAAUUAAAUAAACUAAAUGUGGAUCGGAAUACAAUGAAGAGUGAAUUAUGAAGAUUUUGGUGAUAAUUGAAA